Messenger RNA from Gaeumannomyces tritici R3-111a-1, 909 nucleotides. Its product is annotated as aryl-alcohol dehydrogenase. The coding region runs from base 1 to 909 and encodes 302 amino acids. The transcript is spliced from 4 exons. The record is from RefSeq and is a predicted model, not a curated record. Lineage: Eukaryota; Fungi; Ascomycota; Sordariomycetes; Magnaporthales; Magnaporthaceae.
AUGUCUAGCAAGAUGGAGUACGUCCGGCUGGGCAACAGCGGGCUCAAGGUGUCGCGCCUGAUCCAGGGCUGCAUGGCGUUCGGCUCGCCGGCCUGGGAGGGCUCCCCCUGGACGCUGGGCGUGGACGAGGGGCUCAGGCUGCUCAAGAAGGCCUACGACCUGGGCAUCAACACGUGGGACACGGCCGGCACGUACAGCAACGGCGCGUCCGAGGCCACCGUCGGCAAGGCGCUGCGGCAGUUCGCCAUCCCGCGGUCGCGCGUCGUCCCGGCGGCCAACGACGGCGCCCUCGUCAACCAGAUGGGCCUCUCGCGCAAGCACGUCUUCAAGGCCGUCGACGACUCGCUGGCGCGCCUGGGCACCGACUACAUCGACGUGCUGCAGAUCCACCGCCUGGACCGCGAGACGCCGCCCGAGGAGAUCAUGGAGGCGCUGCACGACGUGGUGCGGAGCGGCAAGGUGCGCUACCUCGGCGCCUCGUCCAUGUACGCCUGGGAGUUUGCGCGCCUGCAGCACGUCGCCGACAAGAACGGCUGGACAAAGUUUGUGAGCAUGCAGCCCUUUUACAACCUGCUCUACCGCGAGGAGGAGCGCGAGAUGCUGCCCUUUUGCGCCGCCACGGGGCUGGCCCGGCCCAACAGGAAGGGGGAUGGUGGCGGUGGGGCGGCGCCGACGCUGCGGGAGCAGACGGACGUAAAGUCGAGGCGGUGGAACGAGACGGCGAACCCGGCCAUCGUCGACCGGGUCGAGGAGCUGGCCAAAAAGAAGGGCGUGAGCAUGGCGGUGCUGGCGACGGCCACCGAGGAGAGGAUCGAGGAGGCCGUGCAGGCGCUGUCGGUGAAGCUGACGGAGGAGGAGCUGAGGUAUCUCGAGGAGGAGUACAAGCCGCGGGAGGUACAGGGGAUGUGA